GCAACAAUACAACAAUGUAUCCCACUGGUUCGAAUAUUUCAAAUUUCUUCAAAUGAUUUUCAUAGUAAAGUAAUGCCAUAUAGAGAUAUUAUACCCAAAGCUUUGUUCGAAGAUGUAAUGAGAUAUCAUAUGGUACCGGAUUGUCCGCGACCUAUCUCGUUAAUGCCCUCUAGGCGUGGAGGGAUUGAAUCUAAUUUAUUACGUGCUAGACAUGCUGCUUUGAUUUCUAGUUGGAUUGAUAGAAAUGACUUAAAUGCAUUUUACAAUACUACCAAUAUCAAAGCAGCUUUACUCUCAAGAGUUCAGGAACCUUCGAGAGCUGUGCUUUGUUCACAAGCUAUAGGGGCAUGCUUUGGUAGUGGUGAUUUGGUUAUGGGUGGAACUCAUUCCAAUUUUAAUGUAGAAUUAGGUUGUUCAUGUAAGCGGCAAUCCUAUGAGAGACCUUUGAUGAUUACUAAUCAUGAUAGGUUUAGCGUUGAUGAAUAUGAG
Molecule: messenger RNA, 489 nt
Organism: Racocetra persica
Lineage: Eukaryota; Fungi; Glomeromycota; Glomeromycetes; Diversisporales; Gigasporaceae
Source: the annotation of a GenBank genome assembly